This is a messenger RNA of Arabis nemorensis, 1506 nucleotides long. The record is from the annotation of a GenBank genome assembly. Lineage: Eukaryota; Viridiplantae; Streptophyta; Magnoliopsida; Brassicales; Brassicaceae.
AUGGGAUACAGUCCUGAUGAGGAUUGCGAUAUAAUUGUUAAGGAUGAUCCUUCUUGGGUGAAGUUUAUAUGUGGAGAUGAGCACACAACCCUUGGAGAUUUAGGGCAACGGUUGAAGAAUUGCAAGGACAUGCCUAAUUGGAGGAGGCAGAAGCUGCAGCAGCAUUCUUUAAGAUUGGUUGGUUUUCCACUUGUGUUGCAGUUAAUGGCCUACCGCUCUAUUCCUUUGUUGUUGAAGAAGGUACCAAAUGCAAACGACGACCAGACAUUCAUGGAUGCAUCUUUUGUGGGACUCUCUAAACUGACUACAAUGUCAAUGAAUGACGUUCUACAAGUUGAGAAUGAUGAAGAGUUGUUAGUCACACCAGUGUUACCACUUGGCCAUGUUGGGGUUGACAAUGAUGGGUGGGGUGAUUGGGAUGAUGAAGACAGAGAUAGGAGUGUUUUGUAUAUGCAACGGCUAAUUAGGACAGGCUUUGUGUUUGAGAAAUCUGUUUGGCCUGGAGGUAUUGCUGCAGUUGAGUACGUACGGGUUAAAGCGAAGAAAACUGUUGUUAAGCAUGUAAAAUAUGUUUUCGACAGGAAGGGUAAGAGUGUUGCUGUAAAGGAGAAGAAGGUUAAUUUGAAAAGUAAGAAGUUGAAGAAGUCCGUCUCGCAAAGGAAACAACAAAAAUUAGAGACUUAUUUUCAUCCAGCCACUCGAGUAUCCGCAAAUUUGAAAGGAUGGAUUGAAUCUCAGUUAGAUGAUGUGAAGAGUGUUUUCCUGAAACAGUUAGCUGAUCAAAAGAUAGAGAUAAAAAUGUUAAAGAAGAAACAGAAGGGAAAGAAUAGGAGAAGUCUUGGUAGGUUAUCUAGAAGUCUACCUAGUAAUUCUCACCGGAGGAAGCGAGCUCGUAAAGAAGAGAUCAUUCACUGCAAUCUUAGUUCUAAUGAGUGGCAAAGUGGCCAAGAAGAUGUUACAAAUGAGAAUGAUGGUGAGGAUGUAAUGGAGUGUCACCAAUCCGCCACGAAUGAUGGUGAGGAUGCAAUGGAGGUUCACCAAUUCGCCACAGCUAUUGAGCAAGACAUCGUUGUUGCACAUGUGGGAUUAACGGCAAAUGAGAAUGAUGGUGAGGAUGCAAUUGAGUUUAACCAAUCCGCCACGAUUCUGGGUGGAGUAGUUGGAGAUGAGGCAAAAUCGGAGAAUGCUAAUGCUCAGUUGGCAGGAUAUAUGUUUGAAAAUGAUGUUGGUGAUGCAAUGGAUGUUCACAAAUCUGGGACACUUCUAGAUGAGUCAGACUUCAAAGACUUCAAAGAUGUGAAUGCUGAGACGGAUGGAAUGGAGGUUCACCAAUCUGGGAUACUUGGAGAUGAGGGUAAAGGAAAGAAGUCAGUUGGAGAUGAUGCAGAAACAAAAGCUGAUAUGGACAUUGAGGACGAGGCUAUGGAGAUGGAUAAUGUUGGGCGUCAAAUUGAUGCUACAGUUUCAAAGGUGUUACAAGACAACCUUCCAGAUGGUUUUUUAUAG